Xyrichtys novacula (pearly razorfish) is the source of this 4449-nucleotide messenger RNA. NCBI's taxonomy places the organism in Eukaryota, Metazoa, Chordata, Actinopteri, Labriformes, Labridae. The record is from the annotation of a GenBank genome assembly.
GGAUAAAACCCAAGAGGGGAGGGGAGGAGCUUUCAUACCACAUGUGUUUUUGGCCGACAGCAAUAUGGGGAAGAGGAAGGACAAGAGAGAGGAUCGUAACUUCACAGGGAAAACUGCAAAGAAAGAAGACAAGAGUUUCUGUGGAAAUACAGCAAGAGAAGAAUAAGGAGUGAGAAGUCUGUGGAUCUACAUAAGGUUAGUCUACAAAUCAAUCUCCUAUUUUUCAUUUGAAAGCUGCAGUGUGGAGGGAAAUAUAGAGACUAUUUACACACAGAGAAAUGAGCAACAGGUGAUACAAGCAAGAUACAGGUGAAACCGAUGACUUAUCAAAAAAGGAAGGAAAACCAAGGAAUGUAAGUGUAAAAGUUCUUUAUUUAUACAGCCCUUUACAAGAACCCUUUCAGUGAACCAAAGUGCUUUACAAUACAAAAAUGAAUGAACAAAAACAAUAAAAAGCAGUAAAAACUAUAAAAGCAAUAAAUGCAAAUAAAACAAGAACAAGGUACGAUGCAGUAAAAUAAAGUAAAAGUGUCACCAUGCUACUGGGUAUCAGAAGCCAGCAUAAAUAAAUACGUUUUCAGUUGAGAUUUGAUAAGAUCCAGGUCAGAAAUAAGUUGCUUUUCAGUAGGGAGCUUAUUCCAGAGCCUGGGACCAAAAAUAGAUGGGGCCGAGGUCAUUGAGAGCUUUAAAAACAAACAUUAAAAGUUUAAAAUCAAUCCUGUGAGAGACAGAAAGCCAAUGAAGGGAGCUAAGGACAGGAACUGAUGUGUUCACAUCUGUUAGUGUUGGUUAAAAGACGGGCAGCAGCAUUUUGCAGAAGUAUAAGGCAACAAAGCGAUGAUUGGGAGAUGCCAACAUAAAGUGCAUUACAAUAGUCUAAUCUUGAACUGAUUAGAGCAUGGAUCAUCAAAGUCACUGCUUAACAUCAACAAUAACACAUUUUGCAUACUCCCAUUGUUUGGCUUCACUGGCAGAUAUAUUUGCAAAUCAUCUGCAUAACUAUGAAAAGAAAGAUUGUUCCAAGCUAUAAUUGACCCAAGAUACACAAGAUUGACUCCGUAUACAAUGAAAAGAGAAUAGGGCCAAGAAUAGAGUCAGGUAGUAAGACUAGACUGCACACCGGGACAAACUAAUACAAAAUAAAACAGGAAACAUUGAGAACUGAAUGGGAAUACAAAAACCAAUCACGACUAUGAUAUUUUCUUUGACAGAUGGAGACAGAACGACCAACAAUGUUUGACUUCCAAGGAGUCCAAAUGACCCACUUUUUCACAGACAACUGGGAGAAUGUCCAAAACUUUCAAGCCAGGCCAGAUGAUGUACUUAUUGCAACUUACCCCAAGGCUGGUAAGUGCGCCAAAAAUAAAAUGCAAAUGAUUAUUAUUAUUUUUUAUGAACAACAAUGAAGGCAUAGAGCUCCAAGAGGAACUUUCGUAUUUUUCAACCUGUGCUCUGUUUUCACUUGUGUUUGUGUUUGCUUGACCUGUGCCAGUCUCUGAUUCCCCUGGUGUCACUCACUCAUGUGUCCCAUGUUGACCUCCUGCAACAAGUGAGAUCUUUGCGGGGCAGCAGAACGACAAUUCUCUACCACUAGCGCUAACAAUCUGAGCCUGUCACUGGUGACAUAGAAAACUUGAAGUGGAUGCAGUUUGAGGAUACACAAUUGUCUGGUCAGGCUAACUUUUAGCUUAUUUUUGUAACUACCGGCUGCUCAACUCUCCCUCAAUACUGGAGGAGAGAAAUGAAUCUCCCCAUUGGUCAGGCACACACAAACACACGGGAAAAUAGGGUCAAGGUUGAAAAAUGCCAAACUUCUCCUUUAGUGUUGAGAUUCCUUUUCUUCGUGUUUCCUCCAGGAACCACUUGGGUCUCCUACCUCCUUGACCUGCUGUAUUUUCGUCAGACAGCUCAAGAGCGCCAGGCAUCUGUCCCUAUCUACGACAGAGUGCCUUUUUUGGAGAUAAUCCACCCAUGUUUGGAGUCAGGUAUAUUCAUAACUAAACAUGCUAUUUUCUCUAACUUCAUGCAGUCAACUUUAUCACCUCAUAAGCUAGUUUACAUCCUUUUUUUUAUCACACUGCAGGAGUCAAGAGACUUUUUAAGCCUCUUAAAAGAUUAAGGGAGGAUUUUAAUUGUCCAUUUUUUUCUUUUGAUACAGGAAAAGAUCUAGCAGACAAGCUCCCAACCUCUCCUAGGCUCAUUAAAACUCAUUUUCCAGUCCAGUUUGUGCCAAAGUCCUUCUGGGAGCAGAACAGUCGGGUCAGUAAAAGCAUUUUCAGUCACAAUAAUAAAACUGUGAUUCAAAAAAGAAUUAUUGGUGUCAGAUUUUAGUUGUAUCCAACUUGAAAUAUGCAGAUACUGCAUGUCUCUGGCUAGUUUGUCCUCCAAGCACCCUGCUUUGUAUUUCCUGUUCUUGUUUCACUUCCUGCCCUCUCCCGUUAUCUUACCUCACAGUGGCCACCCCACUGUGUCUCACUGUCUCUGCUUUAUCUCAGUGUUAGCUCCUUCUUUGCUACUUUAUCUCAUGCCCAUCUGUCAGCGGUUUAACAUUCAUUCCUUGUGUUUUACUCUUGAGUGUGAGCGCUGUUGUGGUCAUUGUCUCUGCCUUAAUUGUAGGAUCUCUUGUGAUCAAAAUUACUUUGAAUCAUGUUUGAGUUUUGCUUUUGGUGGGGUCCAUCCAGGCAGCAUGUCUCUGGGUGGGUUAUGAACAAACACAAAAACACUUAAGCGUAUAAUCUAAACUUUUUCUCCUCCUGCAGCUGGUCUAUGUGGCUCGCAAUGCGAAAGACAACAUGGUGUCUUAUUUUCACUUUGACCGCAUGAACAAAGUUCAGCCAUGGCCUGGAGACUGGAACAACUAUUUCCAGAGAUUCUUGGAUGGGAAAAGUGAGAAUGAUUGAAAUAAGAAUUUUAAGAAAACGGGUGUUAAAUAUGUUGCACAGACCGUCACUUUGUUUUGUCUUAAAGUUUGCUUCUGUUGUCUCAGUGGUGUUUGGAUCCUGGUAUGACCAUGUGAGCGGCUGGUGGGAGAAGAAGAAGACUUGUCCAAAUAUUCAUUACAUGUUUUAUGAAGACCUUAUCGAGGUACCUCAGUUUCAUUUUGCCCAUUUUUUUAUUCUCCAAACAAAACAAUGAUGAGUUAUGAUUUUUUAAUUUACAGGAUACUGGACGGGAAAUAGACAAACUCUGCAGCUUUCUUGGAUUGUCUCCUUCAGCUGAGGAGAAGGAAAAACUUGCAAGUGGAGUUCAGUUUGAUAACAUGAAAAAGGACAGCAUGGCCAACUACUCUACCAACCCUGUUAUGGAUUUCAAAAUCUCUCCUUUCAUGAGAAAAGGUAACUUGAUAAAUAAAUAAAUAAAUAAAUACCUGAAUGUGAAAGACUCAGCAAAAAAUCCCCAACAUCUCACCAAUUCUCUCUGUUUCUGCAGGAAAGGUUGGUGACUGGAAAGACCAUUUCACUGUGGCUCAGAAUGAACAGUUCGAUGAAGACUACAAGAAAAAGAUGAAGGACCCCACACUUAAGUUUCGCACUGAAAUCUGAACAAGACUAAACUGAGUGUGUACAUGUAAAGAAAUACCUGUGGUGAGAUGAGUAUGUUGCAAUUCCGUUAAAGGUCAUGGCUGCCUCUUUUUUUAAUUUUUUGUGAUUUUUUUUUUUAAAUUCUUAUUAAUCGAUUGACUCAAAUUAAACAAUAUUCAAUAACUAUUUUACAUAACAUGGACAUAAAAAGUAAAAAAAAAAACAUAUUAAAAAGAAAAAUGUUAGGGUCAGCAGCAUCUGGUAAAAACAAGCACAUAUUUGCAGAGCAUAAAGGAAUGCAAGGCCCAGCCUCAGCAAUUCCCUCAACUCCCCUCAGGAUGUAAACCACACCCUCAAUUUUAUGGUUGUGUCCAUCUUAAGCGUACUUUACACAAAAUCUCUGACCUGCAAUAUUGCUUAGAGCUGCCAAAACAUCAACUGAAACACAAACAGGAAAGAAAGAAAACAAGCACUGCCCCCACCCACCCAAGCACCCAUCCAAAACCCAGAUAUUGUACACCGUAGUAAAGAGAAGAUCUGCAUCAACCACACAAUCAUAUGCACAGGGAACAAAAAGUGAUGAGUAAAAAGUGCUUUUCGUCGAUUAUGUUAGUCAAAUUUUUAACUUCUUUUAGCCCUUCUACAUACUAUAGAGCUCUUACUAAGUUUUCAUUUUGUCUUCAUGCCUUAAUACGUCAGGUUUUAUUCUUUUAUCAUUUUUAGCUCCAGUGUUUACCUAAGGUAGCUCUGUGUACAAUUGUGUGUGUGGGAGUGAGGUUGAGUGUGUGUCUUUGUGUAUGUGUGGGUUUAUGGGUGAAAGUGUGGGUGGGAGGGUUGGGUGUUAGUGUUGUUUUUAGCCUCUGUGAGGCACUUUGAAUUACAAGCAUGUACGAAAAGUGCCAUAUAAAUAAAGUUGAAUUGAAAUCUU